This is a messenger RNA of Pseudoliparis swirei, 607 nucleotides long. It is a transcript of the gene nxt2, whose product is annotated as nuclear transport factor 2-like export factor 2. The transcript has 4 exons. Bases 142 to 573 code for a protein of 143 amino acids. Gene Ontology annotation, cellular component: nuclear pore central transport channel. Gene Ontology annotation, biological process: protein import into nucleus. NCBI's taxonomy places the organism in Eukaryota, Metazoa, Chordata, Actinopteri, Perciformes, Liparidae. The record is from RefSeq and is a predicted model, not a curated record.
GAUGCAAAAUGGCCACCUUGUUAGCUAUACGUGCUAACUGAACAAGGAAGGAAAAGCCUAAUUAUUGAACAUAUUUCCUACUCUCCUAUCUAAUAACGGUCAAUAUAUCCUGUGUUGUUCCGCUCCACUUCUUCUGUUCUCAUGGCGAUCCCGCUGGAUUUCAGGACCCAUGUCGACCAGUCAUGCAGGUAUUCAGAGGAAUUUGUCAACAUUUAUUACGACUGCAUGGAUAAGAAAAGGAGGAACCUGACCCGACUCUACCUGGAUAAGGCGACCUUGGUGUGGAACGGGAACGCGGUAUCGGGUCAAGACGCUCUCAACGAGUUCUUUGAGUCGUUGCCUUCGAGCGAGUUCCAAGUUCAAACACUGGAUUGUCAGCCAGUUCACGAGCAAGCGACCCAGGGUCAGACCACACUGCUUGUGGUGACUGGUGGGACGGUGAAGUUCGAAGGAAACAAACAGCGUUUCUUCAACCAGAACUUUCUUCUGACGGCUCAGGCGACAGCCAACAAUGACCAGCCUGUUUGGAAGAUUGCGAGCGACUGUUUCCGAUUUCAGGACUGGAAUAACUGAGGCUCUCUAUUAAAAGAAUCGUAUGAACACUCAA